AUUAUUUGAGAACUUAUUCAACCUGCCGAGCAAGUUCCGGAACACACUUUUCAAUUGCUUUCUCACAGCUCGAAAGCAGGAACCUACGGACUGCUAAUAGACGAUAAGUUGAUGCACCCUUGUAUUUUAUAGCACCCUGUCGAGACGCACUUGACAUUAGUUUUCUUUAUCGCGAGUACUCUCGGGGUGUGCAGCGACUUAUCUUUGUGGACGUAUAGCCUCACAAUCGCUUCCGACGAUGAUACGUUCUCAAGCUGCUACCCAUGUAGCUCCCGAAUACUCCGUGCUGGGGGCGCAGUAUCUUUGCAUUGCAAACACACCGAAGAAAGAUACUUCCUAUCGCUUUUUGUAGAUCCUCGUGGCUGGGUUUGGAAUUUCUACCAUUCGUCGUUCAGUCAUGAAACCUUCAUUCAGCCACUCCGCCAGAAGACCUGUGAACAUGAGCGUGGACCUCAGCGCGUACGCGAGCGUCGAAUCAUAUCCGAGUCAGGAAGACCUCAACGCUUGGAGAAGGAUCCGCUUCACCAAGGCCUCGAGGAGACACGACCAACAUCUCGACGUCGGCUGUGGACUCGGUAACUUCACACGCAAACACCUGCUGCCUCACUCGCGUCCUUGCCGAAGGCUUGUGGCUGUGGACAGCUGUCGGCGCAUCAUCGAGUACGCUCGCGAGCGCUCGUCGCAUCUCGACCUCUUCUACGACGUGCUUGACAUCGAAAAGGAUGACGACGUGGCGCAGUUUAUAGACAAGUACGGAAAAUUUGAACGCGUCUAUUCGUUCAUGUGCUUCCACUUCGUGAAAGACCAGUCGGCUGCCUACAGGAACGUGGGCCGGCUGUUAGCCGAAGACGGCGAAUGCGUCGUGGUGUCAUGCGUGAGCACGGAACUAACAGACAUUUGGCUUCAGGUGCACGAGACUCAGAAGUGGAAGUCGUUUGUGCCGGACCCAAAAGACAUAUUUUCCAAACACUUUCGCUUCAACUGUGUGACGCCAGCCAGGCAAAUUGAAGAGGAGACAAUCAAGUUGGUCACAGAAUCUGGCUUGCAUUGCGUCAGAUGUGAGGUAUACGAAAACGAGUGGACCUUCCCAGACAUCGACGCUAUUAUUUAUUUCUUCUUCUCAAUAUUUGGAUCGGAAGAGCUGGUCCCAGACGCUGAGAAAGAUGCAUUCCGAAAUGUGUGGAGGACAAUUCUCGAGAAGAAGACGGAAGAGGCGCCUGAAGGGGGUCGUCAGCUGAAGUUUCUCAUUUCCGUCAGUCAUGCCUGCCAUCGACCGCAACCAAGCAGCGAUUCUUCUGAUGUCGCCUAAUCGGAAUUAAAAUAUGCUGUGGCAUACUUUCACCACUUUCCUACGCAACUAACAAUGUGCUACAGUGGAUCUCGGGCACGUUAUCAGUCAUACACCGAGCCAUGAAAGUCUGAGGCUUAAGUGCCGGGAUGUGUCAGAAUUGCUAGCAGAAUACAUUGGUGAAUACUAAACUACUAAAUAUUUCACAAAAAUAAACAUAGUAAUAUGAUAUCUAAUGUCUUUAUAUCAACCAUAGCCUGAAUUUGGUGUUUUUUGUUGUUAGCGGGUGUGUUGUGGCGAUGGUAACAAUUUACCAUUCUCUAUAUUUUCUCAAAACUUCCGUCAGCAAGGAAUUAUGUAGCUGUGCACGCGAUCAUGCUCCUAUUUCUGCUAAUCGUGUUUCAGUAGCAACUCUCUUGUUGACAUGGCUGUCAAUAGAUUCUCAACAAAUUUUAGGGUCAAGUUCUUCGACCACUAUGAUUAGACUUUGGUUGCUACUUUCAGAGCAUCGUCACGCUAAUCUGCAGCAAGUGUAGAUAUAGUCUCUAUCCAAGGGAAAUGAUGCUUGCCGCGCCGACAUCAAGUGGGUUUUCUCUUUUAGAGGCAUUUAAUGGAGCCAGACUAAGUCCACUGGUUUGAUUCCAGCAUAGGUGUGUCAUAAUUUUGC
This is a messenger RNA of Dermacentor silvarum, 1955 nucleotides long. RefSeq lists its product as uncharacterized. The record is from RefSeq and is a predicted model, not a curated record. Gene Ontology annotation, molecular function: S-adenosylmethionine-dependent methyltransferase activity. NCBI's taxonomy places the organism in Eukaryota, Metazoa, Arthropoda, Arachnida, Ixodida, Ixodidae. The transcript is spliced from 3 exons. The coding region runs from base 398 to 1309 and encodes 303 amino acids.